Gregarina niphandrodes is the source of this 2217-nucleotide messenger RNA. RefSeq names its product putative transmembrane protein. Bases 1 to 2217 code for a protein of 738 amino acids. The transcript has a single exon. The record is from RefSeq and is a predicted model, not a curated record. Lineage: Eukaryota; Apicomplexa; Conoidasida; Eugregarinorida; Gregarinidae.
AUGGCAAGUGCUCGACGACAGUACAGUACUCCGUUUAAUCUGAACCGGUGGACGUUGUUGGUAUGGUACAGUUUUAUGUUGUGCUUGACAUCAUAUACUGUGGGUUGUCCGGAUCUGAUUCGCCGUCUGUUAGUGUGGAAUGAUACGGCAGGAGCGACGAGUGAGAACACGUUUGUUCAGAAGCAGCACAUCGAGAGCAUAGUGAAUCGCGGGUUUGCGACAGCUACAGCAUCUUCAUUUAUAAUUGCCAGUUUUUGCAACUAUGACACGCCGCGCGUGAAUGGAAUGUGGGCCAUGGCGACCUUUGUGGCUGGACAUGUGUUGCUAUUCAUGGCGGAGACACCGUUGAUGAACACGGCGGGGAUCAUGUUGAUUGCGACGACCUUCAGUUCCAGCUUUAACGCUCAUGUAUCUAUUACAAGCUUAUUUUCGGCCAGCUCGGAAAUGGUGUACGACGUGUUGGCUGCCGCUCCGGAUACGAGUACACUGGCACCGUUCAUUGUCGUAUUUGCACUCAGAAUGUUGGGGUACACUUUUGAGGAACCCAAUUCCCAGGCAGUCUUUGCCGCUGUCCAAAUCUAUGUCGGCCUCGUCAUGUUCCUCAGCUUCAUCCACCUACUUACUAUCCCAUCCAAACCGUUCGGAGACUCUGUUUCGCCUCAAUUCAAGGCACAGGUUGAAGGUAUGCCGCAACGUGUGAAGGUCUACUCCGCGAAAAUGGCCAAAUGGAGAGUUCUCCAGAAAAUGAAAGUCAAACUCUUCUGCGAUACCAACAAGGAGUUCUUGCUCUCCCAUCUCACACUCAUCGAACAGGCCGUCCAUCCGCUCUUCUGGACUCUCGGUUUCGCAUUCGGAUCAUCCAUCCUACGCAAAUAUCACAUUCUAUCUACCUUCCGUUUCACGGUGCACGAGUACGCACUGUUGAGCGACGUCCCGGCUGAACACGCUGAGAUGGUCAUUGAAGCAUUGAAUGUGGCCAACGCUCUGGCUUGGAUUCCGGCAACGUACUUGGCGCGUGUGUCCUCGCACAUCUCGUGCUGGCUUUUGGGUGGCAUCAUGGCGGUGACUUCCAUAAUUUCACAGGCUUGUCUAUGCAUCCCGAACGUGUAUGUCCAGUGGGUGACUGUAUUCUCCUUCUGGAUCUGGGGCUCGAUCAUGUACAGCUACCUGUUCAUCGGCCUGUCGGACUACUUUGGGAAGACAAGUGUUAACAACCUCCAAGGCCUCCACAUGCUACUCGGCGGCGCCUGGGGCUACGCACAUCCCUUCCUCAUGGAGGCACUCGGCUUCCCCUUCAUCGUCGACGAACUGAACGAGGAACGCUACUAUACACCCUUCCUCUUCGGCCUACGCGCAUUCGAAAUCGUACAUCUCGGCAUGCUCGUACUCAGCCUCUUCUCUGGCCUCUGCUCCGUCUAUGAAUGGGUCUUACUUGUCAACCAUGUUAAGACUUUAGCACUCCGCAAAACUGGCAAUCCCGCUGCCAAUGCUGCCACCGCCGAGGCCCACAGAGCACUCACCGCUGGUCUUGGUGGCCCCAGUCUCGCCUACAAGAUGCCCACACCUCUUCCCACUGGCAAUUACCAACCGCCGGCGUUCGAAGGCCGGUCUACUGGCAAUCAACCCAAGUCUGGGCAACAGGUCCGUGGGACGCAAAACCAAGUCCAGACUGGAGUCCAGAUUGGAGGCCAGACCCGUGCCCCCAGCGGUCAGAGUCACAGCCAAGGCCAGAGCCAGGGCCAGAGCCAAGGCCAGAGCCAAGGCCAGAGCCAAGGACAUGGUGGCCGGGCCUCGGACCACGUCGCUCGCGACGAGUUCGACUUUUUAGCGUCAUACCAGAGGCACGUGUUGGAGGUGAUUGAGGAGACGGAUUUCGACAACUUGGAGGAAGUUACGGCACUGGCUCAGACGCUAGGCGUUGACGUCUCAGAAGUAGUCCAGAUGGGCGCGCGCGCCUCCGGUGAUGGUGAGGAGGACGCCGCUCUACUUGACGACCUCGUCCUCCCAGAGACCGACAUCGACCCCGAUGAAUUGACCGAACAACUCUUCGCCGAGACACGCGCACAAAACCUCGGCAUGGCCAACGCCGCAGCCAGGCCCCUACGUCCCGUGCAACCUCACCGCCUCCUCCUCGACGCACGCAGAAGCGGGCUACCCACCAUCCUCGAAGACCUCAGCUCCGAAGACAGCCGGCCGCGCCGCGCCUCAGCCCUCUAA